Phytophthora nicotianae INRA-310 is the source of this 1504-nucleotide messenger RNA. RefSeq lists its product as hypothetical. Gene Ontology annotation, cellular component: nucleus. Lineage: Eukaryota; Oomycota; Peronosporomycetes; Peronosporales; Peronosporaceae. The record is from RefSeq and is a predicted model, not a curated record. The coding region runs from base 106 to 1341 and encodes 411 amino acids. Gene Ontology annotation, molecular function: damaged DNA binding; 8-oxo-7,8-dihydroguanine DNA N-glycosylase activity. The transcript is spliced from 4 exons. Gene Ontology annotation, biological process: nucleotide-excision repair; base-excision repair; base-excision repair, AP site formation.
GUUGGUUCUCUCUAACCAUCCAGUAUUUUUCGCUACCAAGCUCUCUUUGGUGGCUACAUUCCGACACUAUUUACCAUCAUUCCGAAGGUCUCCGAUAUCUCGAGCAUGAGGCGUUCUGCUCGUCUCUUGGUCGCCGCCUCCCGAAGCGUUAAGACCGAGAUCUCCGGCGCCAGUGCCCUCGCCACCUCUUCCUCCGCCCUCUCCGCAGCGUCUGCUGCAAUUUCUCCGUCGAAAACCAUCGUGAAGGCGGAGAAAUCCAACUUCGACGACUGGGUUUCUCUAUGCAGCACUGAGGAGCUCUCCUGCGCGCUCACACUGGAAUCCGGACAGGUUUUCGCUUGGCGGAGACACCCAAAACAGUCAGCAACGUGGUUGGGAGUUGUAGGACAUCGAGUGUUCGCACUACGGGAACGCGACGGCAUUGUACAGUUCAGAUGCCUCCAUCCAUCUGAUUUGCCUGAUCAGGAGGGAGUCGAUGAGUUAUCGCACUACUUCCGCCUGGACACACCUGCCGAUCCGUUGUAUGAACGCUGGACCAAGCCCACGGAUCGGAUGACAGAGAUCAUCUCCAGACUGCGAGGCUUGAGGAUCGUACGACAGGAUCCUGUGGAGUGUUUGUUCUCGUUCAUCUGCUCUUCGAACAACAACAUCACUCGAAUUCAGGGAAUGGUGGACAAACUAAAGGCGACGUACGGAGACUUGCUCUACAAACUAGGCGAAGGAGAAGAACAGCAGCAGCCAUUCUAUGCGUUCCCGUCGGUUGACACGCUGGCUGCCAAGUGUGAAGAGGCCACGCUACGAGCGCUGGGAUUUGGAUACCGUGCGGCCUUCAUCGUCAAGACCGCCAAGCAGCUACAGGAACUCGGUGGGGCCUCGUAUCUCGAUAACAUUCGUGACACCAAGAACGUUCGACAGAGUGGAGAGAAGGAAGUCUCCUACCAUGCGUAUCAAGACGAACUGAUGGUUUUUUCUGGUGUUGGACGCAAAGUCGCCGACUGCGUUGCUCUCUUCUCACUGGAGAAACUGGAGGCGAUCCCCGUCGACACGCACGUGUGGCAGAUUGCAUGUCGGGAGCUGGAUUCAACGCUCAGCGACCGAAAAAGCAUCACGCCAAGUGUGUACCGCAUGGUAGGUGACCUGUUCCGGACCCGCUUCGCACCUCAAGCUGGUUGGGCCCACAGUGUCCUGUUUGCUGGUGAUCUAUCGGCUUUCAAGCCAACCAUUCCGGGUGUCGAGAAGAAACCCAAGGAGAAGCAAAAGAGUUCCAAACGCAAAUUCAAAAAAGCUUCUUUGAAAGUAACCACGAAGCGGAAGACCGGCGCUACAGUACCGCUAACCUAGAUGAUACUGGUUAAGUAAACACACUUGAAUUGUAUUAAACUGCGUGUGACACCUGCGAGCAAGUUGAUGAUGGAGUGUGCUGAUUACGAGAAAACUAAGAUGUUAAUCAGCUUAAUUGAACACACCCAUGGUCAAGGUACCGAUGGAUUUUGUAUCCAGUAUU